AGAUGGAAAGGGGAAACAAGAGCUGAGCAGGUUGUGCACACUGGACAGUAUCAGGGUAUUUGCUUCGGAGAGAUUCAUGCUGUGAGGCAAAGGAGCACCAACUUGUCGGUUCUGGAAAGGGAAAUAAGGAACUCCCCUCUCUCUUUUUUUUUGGAAAGAAGAAGAACAGACUUUGUGGCAUUAGGGGCUGUCUCCCUUUUUACUUACGAGGAGUAUUGGACGGAGUGGCACAAUGACUCAUUUGCAGGCAGGCCUGUCCCCAAAGACGCUGGAGAAAGCCCGGCUGGAACUGAAUGAAAACCCAGACACCCUGCACCAGGACAUCCAGGAGGUGCGGGACAUGGUGAUCACCCGGCCAGACAUUGGCUUUCUCCGCACGGAUGACGCCUUCAUUCUCCGCUUCCUUCGGGCCAGGAAGUUCCAGCAUUUCGAGGCAUUUCGCUUGUUGGCCCAGUACUUUGAGUACCGCCAGCAGAACCUUGAUAUGUUCAAGAGCUUCAAAGCCACGGACCCAGGCAUCAAGCAGGCACUCAAGGAUGGCUUUCCAGGAGGACUGGCUAACCUUGAUCAUUAUGGCAGGAAGAUCCUGGUUCUGUUUGCUGCCAACUGGGACCAAAGCAGGUACACACUGGUGGAUAUUUUGCGUGCCAUACUUCUUUCCUUAGAAGCCAUGAUUGAGGAUCCUGAACUUCAAGUAAAUGGAUUUGUUUUGAUUAUAGACUGGAGCAACUUCACUUUCAAACAGGCUUCUAAACUGACACCAAGUAUGCUUCGAUUAGCCAUAGAAGGCCUUCAGGACAGUUUUCCAGCUCGCUUUGGAGGAAUUCAUUUUGUAAAUCAACCAUGGUACAUCCAUGCCCUCUAUACAGUUAUACGGCCAUUUUUGAAGGAAAAGACAAGGAAAAGGAUAUUUCUCCAUGGAAAUAACCUCAACAGCCUGCAUCAGCUAAUCCACCCUGAGAUUCUGCCUUCUGAAUUUGGUGGAAUGCUGCCGCCUUACGAUAUGGGCACAUGGGCAAGAACGCUGCUUGAUCACGAAUACGACGACGACAGUGAAUACAGUGUGGACUCGUACAACACUUCUGCAAAAGAAGUCGAAAAGGACCUGUCUCCCAAAUCCAUGAAGCGGUCUCAGUCAGUUGUGGACCCUGGAGUGUUAAAGCGCAUGGAUAAAAAUGAAGAAGAAAACAUGCAGCCCUUGCUUUCUCUUGACUAACAAUGUCUGAGCAUCGAACAUGAAUUGGGGUGGAAGGUAUUGCCUUUCGGCAACAAGCGAACCAUUGGGAGGAGAAUGUGUACCAGCCGGAAUCCUAUUUUUCAUGUUAAUGUAGCAUAACGUAAUGAGGCAGCAGGUUUUGCCAGUAAGCCUGGAACAUGAGUGCCCUGGGCUGGAAAACAGGGUGGAAAGGAAGAAGAUGCAAAGGAGCAAAUAUCAAUAAUAUAUUCUGUUAAGUGCCAACCUGUUUGUAAAUAGAGUCUAUUCCUUCUCUCUGCAUUUGUAAGUAACCGUAGGGAUGUAGUACAGGAAAGGGAAAAAAAGAGUGGCUAUUAAAAUAUGCCAGUUGAAUGCACUGUAAAAGAACGAAAAGCACUCUGAGAAAAAAGAAAGAAAUCAGACCUAAGUAACGUUCAUCCUUUUUAUACAAAGCCAUAUUACACCUUUCAUAUGGACUGCUUUAUUCUGUUCCAACUUUUUUUUCCUUUAAAUGAGAAGAUAUAGGGUCCUGUAGACAUCGUUGUAACUGGUGUGAUUUUACCUGUCAAUCAGAUUGCAUUUCACAGACAUUGCUGAGAUUCAUGACGGAGGCUAGAAACCAUAUGAGAGAGAGAGAGAGAGAGAAAGAGAGAAAGAAGGUAUAGACACAGGGAGCCAAGCACCUUUCUUUGGCAUAUAAGACAACUGGUUUUUAAUCUUUUAAUACUAAGUUUGGGGAUUUGAGACCCAUUUAGGUCCCGAGCAUAAGGUGGAUCUCAAAGCAUCUGCCUCUUAUCCGGUCCCCAUUUGAGAACUUUCUUCCUUGACUGGACCAUUUGUAGUAAUGCUCAGCAUUCCACACAUAAUACUCAGCAGCAACAGAUUGAUGCAUUUCUAAACCUUACAAAACUGAAGUCUGAAUACAUAUCUAUAUAUUUUUUACCACUCUCUACAUAUAAAGUGUCAUUGGUAGAUAAGUAUAUGUAAUCAAGGAUUUAUAAAAAAACAAACCAUACCUAUUUGGUGUGCUUAGAGUUUAUUAUAGAUUGUAUAUUAAGACAAUGUCAUUGUUAACAUAGUAAAAGAUUAAGUACAGCAUCCUACUUUGAGCAAGAUUUAAUUGUUUUAAGUACGGUGUAGUAUAAUACCAUGCUAAGGCCAUCUUUUGUUUUGUGAUGUAAUUGUGUAGAUGAAACAUGUGCCAUAUUAGACAGAAAAUACAUUUUUACCUCAAAAGACCAAACAGUCCCUAAAGUGGACUGAACACGGUCAGCUGUAGUUUAGGGGUAUAUAUUCAUCUUUGAUGUGUGCUGAUAUGCUUGUGUAUUUUCGCCGUACAUCAAGACAAGAAUGUACCCUACAACUAUACAGAUCUCUGUCAUCAGAAUUUAAUAUGCCACUUGAACAGGAAUGACAAGAUCUCUUUCUUGCAAAAAAACCAAAAUGUUACUACUGAACUCUUAAGGGCUCUGAAGAAAUAUAUUGGAAUUAAUUAUUGGAUAUUUAAGAUGCCUAAGAUCAGGCUUAAUGUUGCGACAGAUUGUGUUCCCAUUGAAAAUCUUAAGUUUCAAGACAGUAGAAUGACUUUGUUUUAAAUCACCUCCAUACCAUUCAGAGACAACCUUCAGAUAAUUCUUGGGGAAAGAGGAAUUAAAAUACAUUCUGCCUGUACUGUCUUUGUGUAAUCCAGAUACUCUGUUGAGACACCAUAUGCAUGUCUGCUAUCAAUGAUUUCCACUGCAAGCUAGUGUUAACAUGAUGUGACGCUGUAGUGUAUUCUAGACCACUUAAUGCACUGCUGGAUGCUCAGUUAAGAGAUUCUUAUUUGGCUUAAUUUUUCUUUUCCUUAUUUAAAUUAUGACAAUGGUGUUCUUUGCAGGCUAGAGCAUUAUGCUUGGUUACAUUAUUGAAUCAUUCAUCAUUCUAAUAGCAUGGUAAACAAGCAACCUAUCUAUUAAGAAGGGAAACCUUCAUGGUGGGAACACUAUGAUGAAUGCAUUAACCAAAACAGAUCUGUUUUUGACAGGAAUGGCUUCUAGUU
Messenger RNA from Lacerta agilis (Sand lizard), 3236 nucleotides. RefSeq names its product clavesin 2 (gene CLVS2). The record is from RefSeq and is a predicted model, not a curated record. Gene Ontology annotation, molecular function: phosphatidylinositol bisphosphate binding. Lineage: Eukaryota; Metazoa; Chordata; Lepidosauria; Squamata; Lacertidae. The coding region runs from base 233 to 1216 and encodes 327 amino acids. Gene Ontology annotation, cellular component: membrane. The transcript has 5 exons.